AAUGUAAAUGAGCAAGCUCUAGAAAACAGUAUCCAGUCCAUUAUUGAUAUCCUAUAUCAAAUUCUUGUUACAGUUGAAGAUUUCGACCCAGAAGAAAACCAAGACUUUCUUUUCACAAAAAUAAAUGAUGAUCUGAUAGAGAGCUUUCUGAAGUUAGAUAGACUGAGGCAUAGUUACAACGCAAUUAUCCCAUUGAAAAUAUUAAACUAUAUCGAUCACGGCAAAAGUCCUGAUCUUUACAUCAUGGACGUUUUAGAAAAAGGCAUAGAAAAAAAUGCCCAGCUGAAAAACAAGAUUGAGCUAUUCGAAAUGUUUAGAAAUUUUCUCACGGAAGAAAUCUCUUCUAAUUUUCCAGAUUCAAGAUAAAUAAAAAAAUAUACUCUUACCCUAAUUUUUAUAGAUUCAUAAUCCUUGUUUCCUUCUCUGCCUAAUAUAUUCCAGCGGAUGGUGUUUUUAACUCUAAAAAAUAGUCAUAAUGUAUGAGGCCAAGAGGAGUGCCCGAUAUGAAGGAAAAAAAAAACGUCAAGAAGAAGAAAAAGAAUUGGAGGAUAUAGAGUCAAAAUUGCGUGAACAGGCUCCGCCCAAAAGUUUCAACGUCGUUACUGAUCAACUGGAUGACAUAAAAAAAACUCCGGAAGCAUACUUUCCACUUGCCACAACAUUUGACCAACUCCCACUAUCUUCGCGUACUAAAAGAGCUUUGAAAGAUAACAAAUAUGAAACACUUACAGACAUACAGCGUUCCGCAUUGCCGCAUGCUUUAGUUGGGAGAGAUAUUUUGGGUACGGCCAAGACUGGUACUGGUAAAACACUAUGCUUUUUGAUUCCUGUCAUAGAGCUUUUAUACCGUCUCAAAUGGAGUAUCGAAGAUGGCUUGGGGGCUCUAAUUCUUUCUCCUACGCGAGAAUUGGCAAUGCAGACGUUUAACGUACUUCGGACAAUUGGCGCUCGCCAUCUUCUAUCGGCCGGUUUGCUGAUAGGCGGCAAAAGUUUCGAGGAAGAACAGGCGUGUUUGGGUAAUAUGAACAUCCUUGUGUCAACUCCUGGACGUCUGUUACAGCAUUCAGAUGAAUCACCUACAUUCACAGCUGAUAAUUUAAAGAUACUUGUUCUAGAUGAAGUCGAUCAAAUUUUGGAUCUUGGGUUCGAAAAAGAACUUAACGCUAUCAUUCGAAAUCUACCUUCUAAACGUCAAACGUUACUUUUUAGUGCUACGCAAACCGCUUCUAUACGUACCUUGUCUCGUCUUUCGCUAUCAGAUCCAGAAUUUAUUACUGUUUAUCCAAAGCAAGAUGCGAUAACACCUCAGCUUCUUUUGCAGAACUAUAUCGUGUGCGAUGUGGACAAAAAGCUUGAUCUUCUUUGGUCAUUCAUCAAAGCCCACUUACGUCAGAAAAUUUUAGUUUUUUUUUCUUCUCAGCGCCAAGUUCGUUUUGUUUUUGAAGUCUUUCGUCGAAUGCGUCCAGGUCUCCCAGUAUUGCAUAUUCAUGGGAAAAUGAAACAAAAUACACGUAUCAAAUACUAUUAUCAGUUUGCAAAGUCAGACUUCGCCGUUUUGCUAGCGACUGACCUUGCGGCGCGCGGUCUCGAUUUCAAGGGCAUCCAUUGGGUUAUUCAAAUGGAUUGCCCUGAAAGUGUCGAAUUGUAUGUGCAUCGAGUCGGCCGAACUGCAAGGUAUAAGUCAGGGGGCAAAGCGAGUUUAGUGUUGCUGCCGAGUGAACUUAAAUUCAAAGACAAAUUACUUGAAAACAAAAUUCCUAUCUCUAAAACAACUUUAAAUGCAGAUCGAAUCCUUAGCAUAGAGGCGGCUAUCCAGGCUCUACUUAUCCAAUUUCCAGAACUUAAGUUUGCUGCACAAAAAGCCGUAAAAUCUUAUAUUCGUUCUAUUCACUUGAUGCCUGACAAGGAAGUUUUUGACGUUCAAAAGAUUUGUGUAGAAUCUUUGUGUAAGAGCAUAGGUCUUUUACAAGUUCCAAAACUUAAGUUUCUGAAUGACAAGCGUAUUGAUAAAAAUAAGAAAAAACAGCAGUUUAAACAACAGCAGCUGGAACAGAAAAUUCAAGAAAUGGUCAAGGAAAAUGGUACAGAUGACCACAUCGAUUUGAUGAAGGUGUUUAGUAAGGAAAAAAAACCUGGAAAGACUCGAAUGGAAAGGCUGCUGAAGAAGAGUAAUCCUCUAGUUUUUAGUGAGUCUUACGAAAAUAUGCGCGAAGAAAUGAAAGUAGAUCCUGAAUUUCAAGUUGAUUCCGAUGGCGAAGACUCGGCAUUUUUGAAGAUAAAGCCACAGGAUCAAUCCACGCAUGCCAAUAUGAAUCUAGAGGAGGUUAGCCAGUGCAUUCGAAAAAGAGACAGGCCUGACUCCAAGAUAAAAAUAUACCGAGAACCACGGGAUGUGCUCCGAUUUGAUAGCUCAUCUGAGGACGAAUCGGAGGAUUUGACGGUCCCUUACUCAAAACGAGUGGCAAGAGAAAUGAAACAUGCCGAUAAAGAUGACAAACGUGCUUAUUCAAUAUUAUUAAAGAAGAGAAGAAUGAAGAAGAAGCUAAGUGAAACGGCUGGCUUGAACUCUGGAGAGGACAGUGAUAGCAAUUCAAAUUUUGACAAGGAUGAAAAUAGAGAAAAAUUAAAAACAACAGCGGUUUGAUGUGCGAGGCUUUAAAGUUGUAUUUUUUGUGAGUUUGAUUGAUGCACAUAAAGGGUUCUAAAAAAUUAUGAUUUGGAAUGAA
Molecule: messenger RNA, 2726 nt
Organism: Schistocerca gregaria
Lineage: Eukaryota; Metazoa; Arthropoda; Insecta; Orthoptera; Acrididae
Product: probable ATP-dependent RNA helicase ddx10
Exons: 5
Coding region: 476-2644 (722 amino acids)
Biological process (GO): rRNA processing
Cellular component (GO): nucleus
Molecular function (GO): RNA helicase activity; nucleic acid binding; ATP binding
Source: RefSeq, a predicted model, not a curated record